This is a messenger RNA of Strongyloides ratti, 2058 nucleotides long. Its product is annotated as WD repeat domain 19. The record is from RefSeq and is a predicted model, not a curated record. Gene Ontology annotation, biological process: intraciliary retrograde transport; cilium assembly. The transcript has 2 exons. Bases 1 to 2058 code for a protein of 685 amino acids. Gene Ontology annotation, cellular component: cilium; intraciliary transport particle A. Gene Ontology annotation, molecular function: protein binding. Lineage: Eukaryota; Metazoa; Nematoda; Chromadorea; Rhabditida; Strongyloididae.
AUGAAAUUUCUAUUUAAGUUAACAGAAGAACAAAAUGGUUCUGGGGAAGCAUUAUGUCGUUGGAGACCUGAAGGAAACUAUUUAGCCGUUGCUAGUUUCAAUUCAUUUAUAAGAAUAUAUGAUAAGUCUGGUAAAAUUAUAGAUGAAUUUAACUUAGAGGGUCCAACUAUAAAUAUGGAAUGGGAUAAAAGUGGUAAUAUUCUAGCUAUCACAACAACUGACUCUCCAUAUUUAACUUUAUGGGAAUUACCAACAAAAAAGAUUGAUAGAUUAGAUUGUAGUAUAGGAUCUAAAGAAAAUCCAUGUUUUUUGUGUUGGUCAGGAGAACAUUCAUUAUUAGCUGUUGGAAAUAGCAAAGGAAAUUUACUUAUAUAUGAUCAUCAAACAUCAAAAAAAGUUCCAAUACUUGGAAAACACCAAAGAGCUAUUAUUAGUGGUUGUUUUACUGAGGAUAAUUUACUUGUUCUUUCCUCUGAGGAUUCUUCAAUUUCAAUUUCAAAUAUUGAGGGAGAAAAUAUGGCAUGUUUAAUUUGUAAUGCACCAGCUGAUACAAUAAAAUCACAUAGAUUUAAAAAAUUACGUGAUGAAAGUCAACCAAGAGAGGUUAAUGAAAAUGAUACUGAAUUAUAUAUAAGUGGUAUUAUAGGUAACAAAAGUAUAAUUUUAAUCAAUUCUAAUGAUUUUGAAAAUCCUAUUAAUUUACAAUUUCAACAAAAAUAUGGAGAUAUUGUAUCAUAUUUAUGGUUUAUUGAUGGAUGUAUACUUCUUGGUUUUAGUAAUGGAUAUAUUGUUUGUAUUUCUGCACAAUCAUCUGAAAUUGGACAAGAAUUAUAUGUUAUACAGGAAUUUAAAAAUUCAUUAUCAUAUGUAUAUUUAAAUGAAGCAACAAAUGAAUUAUUAUCAAUAGGUGAUUCACAUUUAAAAAUAAGAUCUGUUGAUAAUAUUGGUGAUGUAACAGACAUCCAAGAAAUUGAUAUUGAUACAAAAGGUUUAGCAAAAGUUGGAACUAAUUGUGAUGGACAAUUUAUUUUUAUUUCUGGACAAAAUGGUAAUGUACUUGUUUCUUUAUUAAAAUUACCAGCUAUUGGUGGUGCAUAUAAAGAUUGUUCAGUUGUAUUAUCAUCUUUAAAUGAGGUAACAGUACAAUUAAAUACACAUACAUCUGAAGAAAUAACAAAAUUUCAAAUAAAAGUCGAACCAACUUUUAUUGCUAUUUCAUUAAAAUACAUAGCAAUAGCUAUGAAUAAUCAUGUUUGGUUUUAUACAUAUAAUAAAAAAGGUGGUGAAUUAAAAAGUGAAUAUGAAUAUGUUUCAAGUAUUAUUAAACUUAAAAUAAAUGAUGAUUAUGCUGCAGCUAUGAUUGCUGGUGGUAGAGUACAACUUCAUAAAAUUAUUGAUAAUUUAAAUUUUAAUGAUACAAAAAAUCAAUCUUUAAUUUUUCCAGAUUCAUUUGAUAAGAAUAUUAAAAGAAUUAAAAAAGAAAAUGAUCUUAAAAUUGAUUGUAUGGAUUUAUCUGAAAAAUAUUUUAUUUUUGCUACAACACAUUGUGAAAUAAAACAUUUUUCUCUUAAAGAAUGGGCAUUUGUUAAUGAAUAUAAACAUAAUUGUUCUAUAAAUUGGAUAUCAGCAGAAAAUGAUGGUUUACGUGUUUGUUUUUUUGAUGAUAGAAUGGAAACAUAUUUAUAUUCACCUUUAAAUAAUAAAUUAGUAUCUUUUAAUUCCACAACAUCAUUAAAAGCUAAUUUUAAAAAUUGUUUAUGGGAAAAUUUUACUAUUGAUAAGAAUUCAUUGGUUACCUAUGAUGAUUAUGCAUUUUUUGUUUAUAUUAUUGAAAAAAAAGAAGUAACUGGAUAUGAAUUAAUAUUUAUUGGUUCUCAAAAAAUUCCAUAUGGAGUUACACCAUUAUUAUUGAAUAAAGGUGUUGUUACUUGCUUAACAUCAACAGGAAAAAUUAAUAGAUUUUUAUUAGAAAGUUUUAAAAUGGAUAUGGUAUGGGAUAAAAAAACUAUACCACAAAUUGAGAAAAUAUUUGAACAAACAUUAAUAUUAAAAAGGUAA